CCGAGCUGCCUAGGGUAGGCGCGCGGCUUCCCGCGCGGAACCGGAGCGGGACCCGCACCGCGAUCGGGGCUGGGAUCGGGAGCAGGAUCCGGAUCAGGGAUCGGGACCAGGAUCGGGCCGGUGACCUUGGACACGGCAGCAGAUGGCGAACUCGGCAGCGAACUCGGGCCUCCCUAGUGCGGAGCUCUGGGCCUCCCACAACAAGAUGGUGAUGGAGCCGCUCGACAGCAACGACCCGGAGGUGCACAGCAUCAUCAAGAAGGAGAAGCAGCGGCAGAGGCUGGGGCUGGAGCUGAUCGCGUCGGAGAACUUUGCGAGCCGAGCGGUCCUGGAGGCCCUGGGAUCCUGCCUGAACAACAAAUACUCCGAGGGCUACCCAGGACAGAGGUACUACGGGGGGACCGAGUUCGUAGACGAGCUGGAAAGGCUGUGUCAGAAGCGAGCCCUGCAGGCGUACCGCCUCGACCCCCAGAAGUGGGGCGUCAACGUCCAGCCCUACUCAGGGUCCCCCGCCAACUUCGCCGUGUACACGGCCUUGGUGGAGCCUCACGGCAGGAUCAUGGGGCUGGACCUGCCCGACGGGGGGCACCUGACGCACGGGUUCAUGACGGAGAAGAAGAAGAUCUCUGCCACCUCUGUCUUCUUCGAGUCCAUGCCCUACAAGGUCAACCCCAAGACGGGUUACAUCGAUUAUGACCGCCUGGAGGAGAACGCCCGCCUGUUCCACCCCAAGCUGAUCAUAGCAGGCGUCAGCUGCUACUCGCGCAACCUGGACUACGCCCGCAUGCGGAAGAUCGCCGACGCCAACGGCGCCUACCUCAUGGCCGACAUGGCCCACAUCAGCGGGCUGGUGGCCGCCGGCGUCGUGCCCUCGCCCUUCGACCACUGCGAUGUCGUCUCCACCACCACGCACAAGACCCUGCGGGGCUGCAGGGCCGGCAUGAUCUUCUACCGCAAAGGCACCCGCAGCGUGGACCCCAAGACGGGCAAGGAAACGCUCUACAACCUGGAGAGCCUCAUCAACCAGGCGGUCUUCCCCGGGCUGCAGGGGGGCCCGCACAACCACGCCAUCGCAGGUACACAGCGCCGGGCUGGCUGCCCGGACUUGCACUGGCAGUGCCGCACAUCCCCACCAGCUCUCCCGAAGACCCUCCAACAACUUUUGGAAGCCCCCCAGAACUCAGCCCUCCCCCCCCCCCUCCCCGGGCUUUGCCUCCCCGCAGGGAUCGCCGUGGCGCUGCGGCAGGCCAUGACGCCCGAGUUCAAGGCGUACCAGCAGCAGGUGGUGGCCAACUGCAGGGCGCUCUCGGCAGCGCUGAUGGAGCUGGGCUACGACAUUGUCACGGGUAAGGAGCGCUCGGGGUCACCGGCACGGGGCCGGCUCCUGCGCACGGUCCCAGGUCCAAGCCAGGCCUCCAGGGUGUACGUGCACAGACGCGACGGGCAGGGCGCUGCUGUAGCCGUUCCUCAGGACUCUAUGAAACUAUUUCUUACCAGCUUUGCUAAGCAGCCCCUUCCCCAGGAAGGCACCCUUCUGCCCUCCGGCUCCGGGGCGGGCCCUGGUGAAUUUCCCACGCCUUUUCUUGCUUUAGUCUUGAUCGGGAGCAGCCUUUACCCCAACCUCCCGUCUUCGCAGGGGGCUCCGACAACCACCUCAUUCUCCUGGACCUGCGCAGCAGAGGCACGGACGGCGGCCGGGCCGAGCGGGUGCUGGAGCUCUGCUCCAUCGCCUGCAACAAGAACACGUGCCCCGGUAGGCACCCCGUUUCCCCCAUGCCUCCUGCUCCCAGCUGGCCCCCAGGCCACGCAGAGCUCCCCACGGCGCUCCCAGCCCCGGGGGGCCAGGCCAAGUCCCCGCACACGGCAGUCACGGUGCCCGGCCCGGUCACUCCCUCGUUCUGCUGCAGGCGACGUCAGCGCCCUGCGCCCCAGCGGUCUGCGCUUCGGGACGCCGGCUCUCACCUCCCGCGGCUUCCAGCAGGAUGAUUUCCGCAUGGUGGCUCAGUACAUCCACAGAGGGAUCGAGCUGACGCUGCGGGUGCAGAGCGACAUGAGCCCCAAGGCCACGCUGAAGGAGUUCAAGGAGAAACUGGAGGAGGAGCAAUACCAGAAGGAGCUCAAGGCACUGAAGGUGGAGGUGGAAGCCUUCGCAGCGACCUUCCCGCUCCCAGGGCUGCCUGUCCUGUAAGGGGAAGCACCCAGAGCCACGAACCCAGGACCACGGCGCGCACACACCCCCAGUCCCCGAGCCCAGCGCCCCAGAGCCUCCUCCCUGCUGCUGGCAGUGGCUCCGCGCAGCAGAUCCCAGCAGAUCCUCGUUUGGCUCUUCUUCCUCACCCCGUUUCGGAGGCAGGAACCCCUCUGAGCACAGCCCCCGCAGGGGCACACCACCCCUUCCAGCAGCAGACGUUACCGGCGGGUCUGAGCAGAAGGAAACCCCCAGCCUCAGACGGAUUUGGGUUUCAUCCAGCUCUGCCCGGCUGCGGGAGCAGCAGAGGAGGUUACAGCCCUGCCUGGCAUGGUUAUCUUUGCCAAAACCCCCUCGCCCAGGGUGGCUGGGGGGGGUGGAAGAAAUGUGAAUCCACCCCCAGGAGCCAGCACCUUAAAAAGCCUUCCUGGCUUCAGCAUCCCAGACUUGCCUUUGGACGCGUGCACCAGCUCUGCCUUCGUGCUUGCCAGCCUCCACGUGCCUUGACAAGGCCAAGCCUCGUCGCAAAUCCCCCAGGAACAGCCCUCCUGGGCCUGCCGGGCCACCUCCACUGCUAGCACCAGCCCGAGGCUCCAGGGGUUUCUCAGACCUUCGGUGGAACCAUUUUUUAAUGAGCACAGUAAAAUCAAGGAUUUAACCACAACGUACGACCAGAAUUAUAAGCUUUAAAAAAAAAACCAAUUUUUCUUUUUUUUUUUUUGUAUUUCAAAAAUAUCUGAACCCAAAUAAAUAAUUUUUUUUUUUUUUAAAAGUACAUUUCUCAGACUAGUCAUUUGGUGUUAACAUCUGUUAAACUCUUGUGCAGGAACACUUACGGCACGACACCGAGACAUGCUUCUGGGAUUUCUCCCGGUCACACUCGCUCUAACUACUGACGCAAGCAUUCGGCACACACAGGCACGCACACGUAACUCAACAUGCAGGAAUAGGAUACAGUGCUUUAAAAUAAGAUGAGAAUUCAUCGCAGCCUCCUGGCGGCCCUCGGAGGCAGCUCUGAGCCCAGCCCCAUCCCCAUCCACGCUCGCCCCGUGCCGGGGCGAGCAGCGGGGCUGGGUACCCUGUGUUUCUGCCUUCCAGUUAAACGCACCUCGGCGAGCAGCGGGCAGGUUUGUGACCCCUGCGGCUCCGGCAGCGAGUGCUAAGCUCCCUCGAGUACCAGGGUAGGGGCUGUCGCUCAGCCUGACGUUGUGCUUUCGGGGCACAGCGCGGAGCAGGCACUCUCCUUCAGCCCGUGCAGCCUGCCGAAUUGCCGAUCGAUCACGUAGGUGCCUUUCCGAAACGCUGCUACGAGCCCCGUGUCCCGCAGUGGGGCCUGCCCAGCUCUCCAAGACGCCAAACCAGCAGCGGGGCCUCCAGUGCUGAAUGAAAACCGAAAAACGUGCCUGGGAGGAGGGAGCCGUCAGCUCUCCCUCCUCCAGCGCCUCUCCCACCCCUUCCAAAAUGGUUAAUAUUGCUCGAGUAUAGGCAGUGCUUCCCUAGCCAAGGCAAGACAGCUCAGGAGCUGCUAAGAAGUGAUUGCUAGUGGACGAAGGUAAAUCCGAGCGCUACUCUCUGAGAAAGGAAACCUGUGGAGGGUUAGUGUCGCCUACUCCUAUGGCUGACCAUCCUGGUGGCGGGGCUGAAAGCGGCUCAGAGCACGGAGCAAGCAGGGGGGCUCCAGAGGCAGGGGAGGAGAGGAGCACAAACACAGCCCUGCAGCCAGCCACGGGAGGCCUUGGCGCUGAUGAAUUCUCCGGAGAAACCCGUCCCCCCAGCAGCCAGCAGCGAGGAGGGAGCCACAGGCAGCAUGCAGGAGGCUCAGGGCAGGCAGAGGAUCGUGGCCAUGCACAGCACCGCCGGGGCUGGCAGAAGGGGGGCCGGCAUCGCGCUGUGGCUGCGAGGAGCCGGCCCUGCUCGUGCUGGAAGGACGGCGGCGUGUGUUGGUACAAGGCGCGUAACACACCGGGAUGCUCUGCGGGAGCUGUGAGCACUGGGAGCUUCACUUGCGGGAAGCCUGCGGACGUUGGAAGCCAGUGAGGUACCAGGGAAGGUGAGGAAAGUGUCUUAAAGUGCCGACAGAGGGAUCUUCACCGUGCAGGCAGAUCAGAGAGAUGGAAAAAUGAGCGAGAAGGCAGGAGCUGGGCUCCGGAACCACCAGCGGCACUCCGGCCCCCCUCCACUGCCACCUCCGUCGAGAGGCGCGGGAGCAUCGGCGAGCACAACUCCCCGCCACGGGACGGCGAGCUCAGGGGUUACCCGAUCCACGCCCCGAGCCAGUUUUGGAAGGGCACGCGCUCCCAGGCUCCUCACGGCCGCAGGUGACGCAGAGCUCCCGUUUCAGAACGGGCCACGGGCCCUGUAAAGCCCCCGAGGCGUCCUCCCGAAUCCAGAGCUGCUUUGUGGCAGAGCGAUGAAGCAGGUCAGGCGGGUGGAGGUGCAAGCGUCGCCCAGCACAGCCUCGCACGUCAGUCCUAUCGGGUGGGCAGAGGGAGAAGCCAGCGGUGCCUUGUCUGCCGCUGCACGAGUGCGGCUGAAUCCUCCAGGUAAAGACCGCCGAGCGCGAAACCAGCCGUCCCUGGGCGUCCAUCCUGCCCUGAUCCUGAGCUGUCGGCCUGCAGGAAGAGAGACGUGAGCCAGCAGGAAGAGUCCGUCCCUUCCUCCUCAAGCCCAAACAGCGCCAGGAUGUCUUCCAGCACAGACCACGAGCCGCCGUGAUGAACAGAGCCACGGGUCAGGUAGGGUGCGGGGAGCUGAGGACGUCCUGGUGCCACCUGAGGCGCUCCUUCCCCCGGGGAGCCUCGCCUCCAGUUUGGAAGUCGCUCAGAUGCGCACGAAUCGACACGAGGACGCCCCGAGUCACUUCACGAAGCGUUCUCUGCGGACACGGAAGUUUUUCACCAGCAGACCCGGCUCACGCGCGACAGCAGCGUACGGGAGGGCGCAGAAUCACGAAGGGAAAGGCU
Messenger RNA from Cygnus olor (mute swan), 5151 nucleotides. RefSeq names its product serine hydroxymethyltransferase 1 (gene SHMT1). Gene Ontology annotation, cellular component: cytoplasm; nucleus; cytosol. Gene Ontology annotation, molecular function: serine binding; mRNA 5'-UTR binding; cobalt ion binding. The transcript is spliced from 9 exons. The record is from RefSeq and is a predicted model, not a curated record. NCBI's taxonomy places the organism in Eukaryota, Metazoa, Chordata, Aves, Anseriformes, Anatidae. Bases 143 to 2188 code for a protein of 681 amino acids. Gene Ontology annotation, biological process: protein homotetramerization; folic acid metabolic process; purine nucleobase biosynthetic process.